AACUGCCAUGGCAACCAUAACUCCCCUCUUGUUUCCCCUUCUUUUCCUCACCCUUUCAGGUGGUAUGUUGACUCUUGCAAAAGGACAAGCAUCUGGGCAGGGAGCUUGGUGUGUAGCGAAACCAUCGGCUACAGAUGAAGAACUUGAGCAAAACAUCAAUUUUGCUUGUGCUUUUGUGAACUGUAACGUGAUACAACCAGGCGGGGCUUGUUAUGAUCCACAAACACUCUCAAGCCAUGCUUCGGUUGCCAUGAAUCUUUACUACCAAAAACAAGGAAGAAAUUAUUGGAAUUGCGAUUUCAGGAAAUCCGCGCUCAUCAGUGUGAUCGACCCAAGCUACGAUAAUUGCAAGUAUGAGUAUGCGUAAUAGUUUCGUGUUAUGAAUUGGAGAAGUUUUUAUGU
Cynara cardunculus var. scolymus (artichoke) is the source of this 402-nucleotide messenger RNA. Its product is annotated as glucan endo-1,3-beta-D-glucosidase-like. The coding region runs from base 8 to 367 and encodes 119 amino acids. The record is from RefSeq and is a predicted model, not a curated record. Lineage: Eukaryota; Viridiplantae; Streptophyta; Magnoliopsida; Asterales; Asteraceae. The transcript is spliced from 4 exons.